Zerene cesonia (dogface butterfly) is the source of this 1098-nucleotide messenger RNA. It is a transcript of the gene flip, whose product is annotated as delta-latroinsectotoxin-Lt1a. The record is from RefSeq and is a predicted model, not a curated record. Gene Ontology annotation, molecular function: protein binding. NCBI's taxonomy places the organism in Eukaryota, Metazoa, Arthropoda, Insecta, Lepidoptera, Pieridae. The transcript has 9 exons. The coding region runs from base 1 to 1098 and encodes 365 amino acids.
AUGAAUGAAGAAGAAGUAUCCCCAUCGAAUGUCCCUGGGAAGACCGAAGAUGGUAGAACAUUCCACAGGAGGGUUGUUCUUGGCAAAAAAUGCCGCGAGAAGCGCACAGUAGUAGUGCGCCAUGCAUCCAGGUGCGGGGGCAAAACAACGAAAACAAUCGACAAUCUAGCGCCGAGCAACCCCCACAAGUUCCGUAUGAAAGUGUCCCUCAAGCCGACACACAAGCACGUGGACGGAGAAGUCGUUUUCCAAAAUAUCGACUCAAUUCCCGUCAAAGGCAAUUGGCCGAUCGGCCGUAACGAAGUAAACGGGAUUAGAACAAAGGAUUUGGGAGACGAGAAACGCUCCAGAGGACCAAAACAAGCUGGUCCUAUCGAAUCUCUAUGGUCUGAUGAAACGUGGACCAGCACUGACUCUGCCGGCACCAGUGCGAUUUGUUUCUGCAUGGCAGUUAGAUGUGGAUACCUUAAACAGGUCCAACAAAUGCUAGAAGAGCGGCCGAUCCUGAUCUCUGCAAUCAACUCAAAUAAUGGAUUCACUCCGCUCGCUACCGCCGUGAGGAAGGGUGAAAUAAACACGGUCAAAUUGCUGCUAACUUUCGGUGCGGAUGUGAAUCAGCGCUCUACCUCCGCGCAGACACCGCUGCACCUGGCUGUGCUGGCGGCGAGUGUGCCCAUUGCAGCUCUACUUCUGGAGAAAGGAGCUGAUACGGAGCUUCGAGAUAUCAACCAGCUACGUAUGGAGCAUUACGCCGUAGACUCGGGUAACUUGGAGAUCUUGAAAUUUGUCUUGCGCCACGGAGAUGUCACCGUGCGGGACAGUAAUGGGUGGACACCGCUGUUUAGAGCAGUCUGCCAAGGAUCAAAGACAGAGCUAAUAGAAGAACUGGUAAAGCACGGGAGCAACGUGGAGGUCACUGACCGCGCCGGCCUUACUCUUAUUGCUGCAGCUCGACUUUUGAAGGACAGACACGGCCGCCGAAGAGAAUCAGUUCUGAAGUUAGUUGAUAUUCAAUUUCAACAUGAAAAGGCGCUCGCAAACUUCACACGACUUACUAAGAAAAUCUCCAGUGUACAGACCUUGCUUCAUGUUAAGUGA